Molecule: messenger RNA, 2313 nt
Organism: Penicillium longicatenatum
Lineage: Eukaryota; Fungi; Ascomycota; Eurotiomycetes; Eurotiales; Aspergillaceae
Exons: 1
Coding region: 1-2313 (770 amino acids)
Source: RefSeq, a predicted model, not a curated record
AUGUCUUCUUCUCGUAGCGUGCGCUUCCGUUGGCCUCCAGUGCCAUGCGUCGAGGAGGAGCCCGCCUCGCUUGCUCGAGAGUUGCACGGCCUUUCCAAGCUCAGUGAAAAACCCGGAGUCGAGGGUACCUGCAGAAGGGGAACUGUUGAUCAAUACCCGGUCAUCCUCGCUCCAGAGUCUCCGCUUCCAACAUCGACCACUCCACCCAGCGUCUUGACCCCUCCAGGAUUAGGAAACGUCUCUUCUGAUGACAACAGUUCUGGUCCUCGUACCCCUUCUCCCCAGGCCCCAGAACCCGUCAUUCGCAGUAGGGCUCAAUCAAAUGAUCCUCUCAAAUUCCCUCCAUCGUCAGUCUCUAGCAGGUCUCGAAGCCGCGUGCCACAGGCCCCGAAGCAGCUUCCUGCUUCGGCCCAACAGCUUCCUGCUUCAGUCCAACAGCCUCCCCGUCAGCGCCGUCCACAGUCUCCGUCUCGGGACCGUGAAUUCGGCAGAGGGGAAGUUGGUUAUUUCCCUCCGGAUGGUACCCGUAAAAUGCCUAUUCAGCAAGGUCCCCAGGAUCGUGGUUUUGAUCGAGCCAAUCUACCUGUGUCCCAAGCACCGCCACCUACGCCGGCAUCGCUGGGACGGCCAAACAGCGUGCGGACUGGAAACCAAACAGCUCCAACGGCUUCAACCCGUCAACGCUCGGAGCCACAAUCUGGGUAUCAAUCAGACUCGAGCACUACUCGCGGGAGGCUAUCUUCUCAUGUCACUUCACCGCCAGUCCCUACGUCGUCGUCACAACUGCAAGCCAGACGAUCUCCUGACGCCCUCUCACUUUCAGAGAGAAUUGAGGAGAAACUACGAUUGAGACAUGAACUUCGCGAACUAGGAUCCGAUUCAGACUCAGAGACUCCCAGGCGACCUAGGGCCAAAUCCAUCAGCCCAAAGAUUCUUCCUGUGGCCCCCGCCCCAAAAGUACACCCACCGCCUCGCGAGAUUUCUCGUGCCCCAGGCCAGCAUACUGUGCCACCUACCAAGGACCCAAUCAAGGUACUAGUUACUCCUCAAGAGUUCAAGCAGCCUCAGCCAACAACACGGGGAAGAGCGACUUCGUUGGUCACGCCUGCGCCGCCAGCAUUGCGGUCUUCAUCAAGGGCCCCCUCGGCUAUGGUUUCUAGAUCCAUGUCAUCGGAUGAGGCCCAAGCCAGUUCUAGCAGACCUCACCGGGCCAACUCGGUCAAAUUUCAGGAACAACUGCCUCGGCACAGCGCACCUCCAACAGCCCCAACCCAGAAAGCGAGCUCCCCACAGCGGUCAACCGGACUAUGUGUGACCCCAUGCCCUCGUUCACUCCCGGUAGCAGGUCACAAUGACUGGUACACCCUGAAAGGCCUCACACACUUGGACAUUUGUCCCUCAUGUAUGAGCCAAAUCGCUCAUUCCCGCUUCCAUGAAUUUUUCAUCCCAAGCCUACCAAAGCCAGCAACGCAGAAGAUCCGCUGCGCCUUCGCCAACGCCUGGACCCGACUAGCUUGGACACAGAUGAUCAAAAAGCAACACGAUAGCCUGGAGAUGCUCUACCAGAUGACCCGCCCACCACCAGGAUGCAAGCCCUGCCCCGGCCGCGUUGUAGCCGACCAGACCUGGUACCGUGUCGUCGACCCAGAAACGAACAAGUUUCUUCCCCGUUUCCACGUCUGCGGCAGCUGUGCGCGGAACAUUCGCAUCCUCAUGCCCUCCCAACGAGACACCUUCCAACACUGCCCAGAUGUCCAAGAGCGAAUGUGCGACUUCGUUACCACCAGUCCACGUUUCGUUCAGUAUGUCGAUCUCCUGGACAUAGCCGCCGUCCGCACCGAGCCCUCCCGCCAACCAGACUCGCGGGAAUUCAUAUCCUACGCUCGUCGCAAGGUCGUUCUCCGCGACUGUCGUCGUGACAGACCAACCAAGGGCACAUGGCACUACAUCCCCUCACUCCCAGAGUUCUGCGUUUGCGAAGACUGCUACGACGAAGUCGUCUGGCCACUCGCUAAAACGCACAACCCCAUCGCGAAAAGUUUCUCGACGAGUAUGCACUUCUUACCCGGGGAUACGCCGAACCGGUGCCGCGAAGCGAGUUGCCAGCUUUAUUCGCCGCGGAUGAGGACAAAGUUCAGGGAGGCUGUUGCGAAGAACGAGUUUUCGGGAUUGAAGGCCGUUGCUUUGAGGCGAUUUGAAGCUGAGAGGCGGUUCAGGGAUCGCCGGGAGGAAUUGUUGGAUGCUGAGAAUAGGGGGUAUGAUUGUGAGGUGGAGCUUAGGAAGGCUAUUGACGAGUGGAGGAGGUGGGAAUGA